GGGGGGACAGGCUGGAGGGUCCCGGCUCAAAGAUAAAACAGUGAGCCAGACGAACGGAGCUGGGGAGCUGGAGAAAAGAAGAGAUUUAAAAGAAGAGAAAAGACGGAGUCACAGUAGAAAGAGUUGCGGAAGAAGAAAGAGGCGAGAAAAGGCGACCGGCAGCCAGACAGGCUCAGGGAUCGCCAGCCUCUAGUUUUGCGGAUCCCUGAAGGUGACUUUGUGUCUAGGCGUCUGCGUGCUGGGAUAGUAAAUACCAUGUCCGGGGUGCCACCCUACGAAGACAUUACGGUCCCAUUCUCUCAUUACCACUACUGAGUUGGAAUUUGUGGCCUCCAGGUCCUUGUCUGCGAGAAUGCCGCCCUUCUACCCCAAAGAGCCCAUGAACUUCUUCCAGGACCCUCGCUUCCCCGGCUGCCCUCCUGGCCACCCACCUUUAAGUGCCAACAUCACACGGAGAAAUGAGCCCUUUCCCAAACUGGCCAGGUGUCCCGGGUAGAGCGAACCGGCCUCCAUCCUUGGAGGAGAGAAAGCAGAAGUCUCAUCGCUCCGGGACUUGGGCCGGCGGCCGCUCCCUCCCUCCCGUGGCCCGGGGCGCGCGGAUUUCCCUCCGGCAGACCGCACAGCGCGGCGGUGGCCGCAGUUUUCCGCAGCGCUCCGGGACUGGCCCGCCCGCGAGCUGAGGGAAAUAAGGCAGCACCGCAGAGUCCGCUGCGCCGCGCAUUUCCUUGGGCUGACUCCUUAAAGAAGCCUCCUUCGCUUUCCUUCCUUCCCGGCAUCGAAAAGUUUGCUGAAGCUGAAACAAGCAGAGUGGGGGAGAUCUUAGCUAAAACAUCACCCCUUUCAAAAGAGUGAAUGAAGGCGCUUGCGCACUGGCGUUCAACGCUGGGAGACCCCAGCGCCGUAGGGCAGCUCCCGCAAUCUGUGUGCUCGCCUGAGCCCCAAGUCUUCGGUGAAACGGGAUCUGACGGCCAAGUCGGCUAUGACUGCGACCGGUUGGCUGGAAAGUGUGUGCACACACUUGACACACUCGAGGGCGCCUUCCGGGCCCCCCAACUUGGGUUUCACAGUCACUGGGUUCGACUGGCGCCGCCGGAAAACGCAGCUUGAGUGGGGAUCGCGUUGGCCCCAGGAAAGGAGCGGGGUCGCCCUGUCCCGGGCCCACUUUGAGAAGCAGCCUCCCUCCAACUUGAGGAAAUCCAACUUCUUUCACUUCGUCCUGGCGCUCUAUGACAGGCAGGGCCAGCCGGUGGAGAUCGAGCGGACUGCUUUCGUGGACUUUGUGGAGAAUGACAAAGAACAAGGCAACGAGAAGACCAACAAUGGCACUCACUACAAGUUACAGCUCCUCUACAGCAACGGUGUCCGCACGGAACAGGACCUCUAUGUCAGGCUCAUCGACUCGGUCACCAAGCAGCCCAUCGCGUACGAGGGACAGAAUAAGAAUCCGGAAAUGUGCCGAGUUCUCCUGACGCACGAAGUGAUGUGUAGUCGAUGCUGCGAAAAGAAAAGCUGUGGAAACCGAAAUGAGACUCCAUCAGACCCGGUCAUAAUUGACAGAUUCUUUUUAAAAUUUUUCCUCAAGUGCAAUCAGAAUUGUUUGAAAACAGCAGGAAACCCAAGGGACAUGAGACGGUUUCAGGUUGUGUUGUCAACAACAGUGAACGUGGAUGGACACGUCCUAGCUGUUUCUGACAACAUGUUUGUUCAUAACAACUCCAAACAUGGACGGAGAGCAAGAAGACUUGACCCAUCAGAAGCUACCCCCUGCAUCAAAGCCAUUAGCCCGAGUGAAGGCUGGACCACAGGAGGAGCCAUGGUCAUCAUCAUUGGGGACAACUUCUUUGAUGGUCUCCAAGUGGUGUUUGGGACCAUGCUUGUAUGGAGUGAGCUAAUAACCCCUCAUGCCAUCAGAGUACAGACUCCUCCCCGGCACAUCCCAGGCGUGGUGGAGGUGACAUUAUCUUAUAAAUCUAAACAGUUCUGCAAAGGAGCCCCAGGAAGGUUCAUUUACACAGCAUUAAAUGAACCCACCAUAGACUAUGGCUUCCAGAGACUGCAGAAGGUCAUCCCUAGGCACCCUGGAGAUCCUGAGAGAUUAGCUAAGGAAAUGCUGUUGAAAAGAGCUGCAGAUCUAGUGGAAGCUCUUUAUGGCACACCACACAAUAACCAGGACAUCAUUUUGAAGCGAGCCGCAGACAUUGCUGAAGCCCUUUACAGCGUCCCCAGGAAUCCCAGCCAGCUUCCAGCCCUCUCCAGCUCCCCAGCACACAGUGGCAUGAUGGGAAUCAACUCCUAUGGCAGCCAGCUUGGGGUCAGCAUCUCAGAGUCAACACAAGGAAAUAAUCAAGGGUACAUCCGCAACACAAGCAGCAUCUCUCCGCGGGGAUACUCUUCCAGCUCCACGCCUCAACAGUCUAAUUACAGUACCUCCAGCAACAGUAUGAAUGGUUACAGCAACGUCCCCAUGGCCAACCUGGGUGUUCCAGGAUCACCAGGAUUUCUAAAUGGCUCACCCACCGGCUCUCCUUAUGGAAUCAUGUCAUCGAGUCCCACCGUCGGGUCUUCCAGCACAUCCUCCAUCCUCCCAUUUUCCUCUUCAGUUUUUCCUGCUGUCAAACAGAAGAGUGCCUUUGCCCCUGUCAUCAGGCCCCAAGGCUCCCCUUCACCUGCCUGUUCCAGUGGCAAUGGAAAUGGAUUCAGAGCCAUGACCGGACUUGUUGUACCCCCGAUGUAAAGAAGAACUGCUUUCUUAUAGCACAAAACUACUUACUCUGAUGGACCAAUAAUGAAGAAAGCACUAUGAGCUCUUACGGGGGUGUAGUGGUGCCCCCACAUGAACACGAUGGACACCCUUGGGUCUGCAAGGAGCCGGCAUCUUACUUGGUCCCACGUCCUCCUAUAGCUCUGACGGUGGCUACACAAACUGACCCUCUUGGGGACAAGGACAAAAGGUGUCAUUGACGUAGUCAGUGCUAAGAGCAGAAAUGCAAUUCUUUGUUACGAACAUUAUGAAAACCACCUUCCUAUGUUUGUAAAAUAUUUAAGAAAAAAUUGGCAAACAAUUAAUGCUUAAUAUUUUGGAUACUAUUUGUUUUUCUUUGUAGGAAAAGAAAAGUUGAAAGUUUCUAUUUUCUAUGAAGCCUUUCAGAUACCAAUUUAGUUUAUGCAGAAAAAAAUUGAACAAAACAGGGUACCAGCAUGGAAGACUUUCUUAAAACGCAACCUGAAUUGAAUGAUGAAAUGUUGUAUGUGUGUUUGCUUAUAGCUUAAUCUCUAAAAAAAAAAAUGAACAAAAAAAGGGAAAAAUUUUAAAAUGUUUUACAAUUAUUUAAAUAAAUAAACGUGUAACUUAUUGUAAGUAGAGGUAGAAAUUAAGACCUUUUUUUUGGAAGAGAGAGGGAUUUCUCUUCCUGAUGUAAAAUGAAAAUGAUGCAAACAUGUAGUAACAAGUUUUAAAGGUGUGUGAUUAUUACUGCAGUUACUUACUAGACUCUUAUCCCCUGUCCUGCACCCCCUCCUUUUCCAUCAUUUUAUUGACCCAAGGGCAAGAACAUGUAGAAUCCCACAGAACAACCUAAUGCAGAAACAGAGACUCUAGCACAUGCACACACAAAUACUCCAACCCAUCAAUUCAUUCCCAGUUCCAUCUGAUUUCUAAAUAGUCCACAGUCUGUGAAUAUUUUUUAAAAAUUCAUAUUAUUAGUUUUCAACAUUCUCUCCUGAGCAAUCCAGAGAAUUCCUAUCUUUGAGUGUGUCUCAGGCUUUCAGCAUCCCAAGGAAAGAAGCGUCUCACCUUCUA
This is a messenger RNA of Cercocebus atys (sooty mangabey), 3799 nucleotides long. It is a transcript of the gene EBF2, whose product is annotated as early B-cell factor 2. NCBI's taxonomy places the organism in Eukaryota, Metazoa, Chordata, Mammalia, Primates, Cercopithecidae. Bases 980 to 2734 code for a protein of 584 amino acids. Gene Ontology annotation, molecular function: DNA-binding transcription factor activity, RNA polymerase II-specific; RNA polymerase II cis-regulatory region sequence-specific DNA binding. The transcript is spliced from 16 exons. The record is from RefSeq and is a predicted model, not a curated record. Gene Ontology annotation, biological process: regulation of transcription by RNA polymerase II.